Messenger RNA from Apus apus (common swift), 6518 nucleotides. It is a transcript of the gene MAGI3, whose product is annotated as membrane associated guanylate kinase, WW and PDZ domain containing 3. The transcript has 21 exons. Gene Ontology annotation, biological process: signal transduction. The coding region runs from base 30 to 4451 and encodes 1473 amino acids. Gene Ontology annotation, cellular component: cytoplasm. The record is from RefSeq and is a predicted model, not a curated record. NCBI's taxonomy places the organism in Eukaryota, Metazoa, Chordata, Aves, Apodiformes, Apodidae. Gene Ontology annotation, molecular function: protein binding.
GGGGCGGGCGCGGCGCCCCGCGGGGCGGCAUGUCCAAGACGCUGCGGAAGAAGCGGCACUGGCUGAGCAAGGUGCAGGAGUGCGUGGUGUCCUGGGGCGGCUCGGCGGGCCCCGACCCCGACCUCCUGCGCGGCGGCGCCGAGCGCGGCGAGUUCCCGUACCUGGCGGGCCGGCUGUCGCCGGGCGGCGAGGGCGCGCCGGGCCCCGUGCUGCUCUCGGGCAAGGCGCCGGCGCCGGGCGACGUGCUGCUGGAGGUGAACGGCACCCCCGUCAGCGGCCUCACGCACCGCGACACGCUGGCCGUCGUCCGGCACUUCAGGGAGCCCGUGCGCCUCAAGACCGUGCGCCCAGGAAAAGUCAUCAACAAAGACUUGCGCCACUACUUGAGCCUUCAGUUCCAGAAGGGCUCGAUAGACCAUAAACUGCAGCAAGUGAUCAGAGACAAUCUCUACUUGAGAACCAUCCCUUGCACUACAAGGGCUCCCAGAGAUGGAGAGGUCCCUGGGGUAGACUAUAACUUCAUUCCCGUUGAGCAGUUUAAAGCACUGGAAGAAAGUGGAGCCUUGCUGGAAAGUGGGACAUAUGAUGGUAAUUUUUAUGGCACUCCGAAGCCUCCAGCAGAGCCCAGCCCCUUUCAGCCUGACCCGGUGGAUCAAGUUCUUUUUGACAAUGAUUUUGAUACUGAGUCACAGAGGAAAAGAACCACAUCUGUCAGCAAAAUGCAAAGGAUGGACAGUUCUCUCCCUGAAGAGGAGGAAGAGGAGGAAAAGGAAGCAGUUAAUGGCAGUGGAGGGAUAGAAAACAAAGAAAAACAUUCAGAUUCUCCUGACUGGAUGAAACCUGUUCCCAGCUACAACCAGACAAACAGCUCCAUGGAUUUCAGAAAUUACUUGUCAAGGGAUGAAACCCUGGAACCGCUGCCCAAGAACUGGGAGAUGGCCUACACCGACACGGGCAUGAUCUACUUCAUUGAUCACAACACCAAGACGACCACGUGGCUUGAUCCACGGCUCUGUAAGAAAGCCAAAGCUCCUGAAGAUUGUGAAGAUGGAGAACUUCCUUAUGGGUGGGAAAAAAUAGAAGAUCCUCAAUAUGGAACAUAUUAUGUUGAUCAUAUUAACCAGAAAACUCAGUUUGAAAACCCGGUAUUGGAAGCCAAAAGAAAAAAACAGCUAGCACAGACUGAUGUUGGCCCUACAAAAGCAGGACCAGAGAAGUCUGUCUUCACUAGAGAUCCAUCCCAGCUGACAGGAGCACUGAUACGGACAUCACUGAAAAAAAGUUCGAUGGGAUUUGGCUUCACAAUCAUUGGAGGGGACAGACCCGAUGAGUUUCUGCAGGUGAAGAAUGUGUUAAAAGAGGGACCUGCAGCCCAGGAUGGGAGAAUUGCACCAGGUGAUGUCAUUGUAGACAUAAAUGGAAGCUGUGUCCUUGGCCAUACCCAUGCAGAUGUUGUCCAGAUGUUUCAGCUAGUUCCUGUCAAUCAGUAUGUGAACAUGACUUUGUGUCGUGGUUAUCCUCUUCCUGAUGACAAUGAAGACCCUGUGGUAGAUAUAGUGACAGCUACACCUGUUAUCAACGGACCGCCCAUGACCAAGGGAGAUGUUUGUGUGAGCAGCCAGGAUUUAAUUGCAGGAACAGUCGUGCUGGACCAGAGUGGAAAAAUGGCCCCAAUGUUGGUCAAUGGCCGUUUGAACGGCCCUUCCGUGGAUACUGCUGAGCAGAGGAUCUCUCUUGCAUCUUCAGGAGGCUCUCAGCCAGAGCUGGUCACCAUUCCUCUAGUCAAAGGUCCUAAAGGCUUUGGGUUUGCCAUUGCAGACAGUCCUACAGGACAGAAGGUGAAAAUGAUUUUGGACAGCCAGUGGUGCCAAGGCCUUCAGAAAGGGGAUGUGAUCAAGGAGAUUUGCCAUCAGAACGUGCAGAGCUUGACACAUCUGCAGGUGGUGGAGGUACUGAAGCAGUUUCCAGUAGGAGCAGAGGUGCCACUGCUUAUCUUAAGAGGAGGUCCACCCUCACCUACUAAAACUGCCAAAGGGAAGGACAAGCAGGACAGCUCAGGUAGUUUGGAAGCUGUUGGAGAUCCCAUCCCACAGCCAAUGCCAUUCCCACCCGCUGCUGUACGACCAGGCUCUCCUAAACUAGAUCCUUCAGAAGUCUACCUGAAGUCUAAGACUAUGUAUGAGGACAAACCUCCAAACACAAGAGAUUUGGAUGUUUUCCUACGAAAACAAGAGUCAGGCUUUGGUUUCCGGGUGCUUGGAGGGGAUGGACCAGAUCAGCCUAUCUACAUCGGAGCCAUCAUCCCGCUGGGAGCAGCGGAAAGAGACGGCCGGCUCCGGGCUGCGGAUGAGCUGAUGUGCAUCGACGGGGUCCCUGUCAAGGGGAAGUCACACAAGCAAGUGCUGGACUUGAUGACCAGCGCUGCACGGAAUGGGCAGGUGCUGCUCACGGUCCGGAGGAAGAUCUUCUUUGGUGGGGAAAAGCAAGCGGAGGAGGAGGAGUCGCAGCCUGUCUUGGCACAGAAUGGCUCUCCCCGCCUGAAUCGGGUGGAGUUUGCACACCAGUCCCCAGAGGUCUAUGAUGUCCGUCUGCAGCGGAAGGAGAAUGAAGGAUUUGGCUUUGUCAUCCUCACCUCAAAGAACAAACCUCCUCCUGGGGUGAUCCCUCACAAGAUUGGGCGGGUUAUAGACGGGAGCCCAGCUGACCAGUGCGGGAGGCUGAAGGUGGGUGACCGCAUCUCGGCGGUGAACGGGCAGUCCAUCGUGGAGCUCUCCCACGACAGCAUCGUGCAGCUCAUCAAGGACGCAGGCAACCUGGUGACUCUGACUGUCGUGGCUGAGGAGGAACACCGUGGUCCUCCGUCAGGAACAAACUCGGCCAGGCAAAGCCCGGCUCCGCAGCACCGACCGCUGGGAUCGGCACAGCCCAACCCCGCGGGCACAGACAGGGGAGCCAUGGAAGGGGAAGCUGGAAAAGACAUUUCAAAUCCUUACCGGCUUUCCUGGCCCGAGCACAAGCACGUGGCGCAGCCCGAGGCUGGCAUGGCUGCCGUCCCUGGGGGCCGUCCCUGCCAGAAUCCUGGCUGUUUCCCAGUAGAAUUGGAAAGGGGCCCUCGAGGAUUUGGAUUUAGCCUUCGAGGAGGAAAGGAGUACAACAUGGGUUUGUUCAUCCUUCGACUUGCUGAAGAUGGACCAGCUGUCAAAGAUGGGAGAGUACAUGUUGGCGACCAAAUUGUUGAAAUUAAUGGAGAACCCACCCAAGGAAUCACUCACACACGAGCCAUCGAGCUGAUUCAGGCUGGAGGGAAUAAAGUUUUGCUGCUGCUGAGACCAGGGACUGGCUUGAUCCCAGAUCACAGUGAUUGGGAGAGUUACAAUCCAUCUUCAUCAAAUGUAAUAUAUGAAGAACAGUCACCAUUAUCUUCAUCUUCACAUUCUGCUUCCCCAUCUGAGGUGUGUCAUCUACCAGGAGAAGCUUUAAUGAGAGUUCAGCUGCCUGAGAAACUGGAACAAGCAAAGAACACUGUGCCUGAACAGAUAAGCACUUUACCUGAACACCAGUUGGAGAUGAAGCCUCACUCCUCUCCCCAGAGAACAAAGAACAGAUGGGAAUGUCCCUCCAGUCCUGGGUUUGAAAUCACAAAAGGUAGUUGGGAAGUAGGGACCAGAGGAGACAGAUCUGCAAGUCCAGAAAAGUUAGGGGCUGCUGAGGGACCCACUCCCAUGGGAUUCCAAAGCCCCAGAAAAGGGGAUCCUGAGAAAACCUACAGCCAUCUCUCACAUAAAUCUGAGAGUUCAAGAAAGAGUGAGAGUAAAACCACAGAAACAGGAAUGAACAAUAAGAACAAAAAAGAGUAUUCCAGUGGAAAUCAAGGAAGGUCUGCCAGUCCCCAGCAGCAACUCAGCAAGCAAGGAACUGCUGAAAUGGUAGGCAGGGUACAGGAAUAUAAAGAUGGAACAACUGGUGGUGAUAAAAUGACUGUUGAGAGAUUGAGAGGUGGAAAUGGUAAAACAGGAGUCACCAGGAAACACACAAAGCAGAAAACCUCUGGAAAGAUGGAAGUGUGGUCUCCAGAGCAACAAUCUGCAGCAUUUGAUGAGAAUAAUCUUCCAUUCAGUGACUCUAGGAGAAACACCUCUGAGGACAAAAAAACAAAGAAAUCAGACCCUGGAGAGCCAAGUUCCAGCAGAUUCAAAGCUUCCAGUCUUUCCAAUAUUCCACUGCUUUCCAUGGAGAAGCAGAGGAGGCUCGAGACACAGGACCCUGCUACGCUGAACAGACAACACAGGGAGAGACACAUGGAGCUGCCUAAUGAAACCAAAGAUGACAGAAUUCCCAGAUCCCAGAGUAGUUCUCCAGUCAAGAAAACACCAAUAACUCCUGGACCAUGGAGGGUUCCAAGCACGUGUAAUGUCACCCAAACAGCAGGAGUGGCUGAAAAACGGGUUUGACUGACACUUUUUUUUAGAACAUGUUUUAAUCAAGUUUCUAAUAAUGGUCAUUUAAAAGCAUUCUUUUCAUGAAGUUGUCAUUUUUUUCCAGGAACUAGUUAAGAGGGCGGAAAGUACUUGAUUAAUUCUUAAAUUAUCUAAGCUGCAUGAAGGACCUUUUGGAUUUUGCUUAAUUGAGACUCUGCCAUGAGCUGCUGUCCCCUCGUCCCUGGGCAGGUGGUUCUGCUGCUCAACAUUGUGCUGCUGUGGCUUCUCAGACAGUGUUGUGAGUUUCUGAACAAAUUAUUUAAUGCCUCUAUUGCCAAUGUGAUCAUGACUCACCUCCUGUUCUUGUGCCAAGUCAUCUACUGUAUCCAGUCAAUCUAACCCUCCUCAUAUGUAUUCCAGUCACAGAAAAGACAAGGUUUGGUUUGAAAAGGGUGUUUUCUCAGGAGCGUGGUGUGUGUUUGCAAAAGUAAAAGCACCUUCUCACUGGUGCAGUAAGAAAACGAGUGAGUUGGUUCCAUCAGUUUUAGGGCAGCAAAUGAGCCAUUGAUGCUGUUCAAUUGAUGGUUUUCCUUAAAUUUUUAUACCUAAUGCAAAAUCAUGUAGAUAAAAAAUACAUUUGACAUAAUAUUUUGUAAUUUUGCUUUUUAUGAACACAGCAAAAUUCCUUUAUUGAUUCAUAAGGAUGUAACAGCUGUUGGCAACAUCCAUCUGAAAAGAGAGAAUUCUGGGCUCUGUUAAAUGAGGCAAUUCCCCUGGUCUUUGUCUCACCCUUAGUGGUUCUUUGCACACAACAGCAACGAGAGCAUGUUUAUUUUCAGGCUCGUGAUGCUGUAUGCUGAAAUCCCAUCUUCAGUUAUUUAAUGCUAGUUGGGAAUCAGGUUUUUCUCCUCUGUGGAGGAAACAACUGGACCUUUAGGACUGAACCAGUUGCUACUGCAGCUUCUGCAGGGAAGUUCAUGCCUGUGUGUACUGAAUCUCCCACGUGCUACUUGGAAUGUGUGUAUUCUCAGAGUUCUAAGGAGGAUAUUGUACAGGGUACAUGAGACUUAAUAUCUGUGGUUUGGGCUAGAAUAUGUGUUUUAACAAGAGGAAUGUUAUGACCUGAAUCUGUUCCCACACCAGUCCUACAGCUGUAAGAGCAACAGACUGCAUAAAUUGAGGGCUUUUAUUUUAUUCUAGUGAUGAUUUCCUGCCCUGUCAGGUUUUUAAAGAUGGCAAAAACAUGGUAAAAUGAUCCCAUUGGUCCAGUUUGCAGGGGAAGGAAGUGCAAAAGAUAAAGCUUUACUUUUAAUCAUGAUAAAAUUCAAACUAAUACUUUGCUAUUUGAAAGCGAAUGACUGAAUAUCUCAUUUCGGCUUUGAAACAUGUAAUGUUUUUAAAGCUUAACGAAGGACAUGAAUCAGUCCUGAGCUGAAUUCUUUAGCAGUACAGAUGACUACUCAAAGAGCUUUUUAAACAAAGACUUUGAAAAUUAAAUAGGCUUUAAAGCUGUUUCAAACUGUGCUCUGCUGCUUGACAUUGGAUGAUCCAUUGAGAUUUGCUGUGUAGCAUAAUAUGUCCAGAUGCUCCCUGUGUGGAGCAGGACUGUGAAGAUGUUUAAUACUUUGAAGUAGCCAAUGUAGAUAUUACCCGUGUAUUCUUAACAAGAUGAUGUUUUAUGUUGAGUUGUAUGCACUUGCCCUAUCCACUGCCUACAGUAACCAAUUCAGACAUUAAAUACAAAGAUGAAUUAGUACCACUGACAUUUCCCUGUCAUCAACUACCCCUCUAUUUUUCUAUAUGAUAAUGUGACCUGAUUUAGUGUCUUACCUGUGUGUGAUUUCUCCUUCCAUAGGACUUGUAUCUGUACUUGCUGUAUCAGAUGACUUAGCAAUGUGGCCUUGGAAUGCUAAGCAAUGUAUGGAUGUACUGGGUGUAAAUGUUUAUAUAUUGUACAGCACCUUUAUACAUACUUCUGGGGUUCUGACUAGAGAGAGACUGUAAAUCGCUCAUUAUUUUUUAUAUAGAUAUUAAAAAGAAACUCCAGUUCAUGGCCUGUUGGUUCUGCACUGUAUAAAAUAGAUUCUUUGUUGACUUUCA